CGGGAGAGAUGCGUUGGAGGCUGCAGGUACGAUGAAAAAAAAUAUACGAGAAAUCUUUGAAGAAGAUGGGCAUCAACGAGUUGACUUCGUUUUACGACGCUAUCUACAACAUGAAAGUAAGAUGAAUUAUCAACUACACGUGGUACUACAACUACACACGACGACUUCAACAUCAUAUUCGUGCACUUGCAGCUGCACGUCUGUACCAUAUUACCAUAUUACCAUUAUAUUCCAUAGGACGUAUCUCUAGCUGUGGCGGAACUCGUUUGACAGCAGAAGAUCAAUACGUAGUUUUGGGCGACAAAGAGGGCGAUCCGCGCAGCACGCGUAGAAGAAUUGGCCGAUUCUGUCUGCCUAGUUCUUGUUCUGGAGUGGGGGACUUGCAACCUCCGCUGGCCAUAUUUCUAUACCUUUAAGGCUAAUACCUCUAAUUAGGCACAUACAUACAUAGAUACAUACAUACAUACAUCCAUACGUACAUACAUGCAACAAGUACUAAUCGUGACUGUUGACUAUUUUUUUUUAGGUCUAGUACUUUACAGCUGCCAAGGACUAAAAAUAGUUCGAUAUUCAUUGAUUCUAAUAUCUGAGGCAACAAAGUAGACAUGCUCGUGGCAAAG
This is a messenger RNA of Amoebophrya sp. A25, 620 nucleotides long. The record is from the annotation of a GenBank genome assembly. NCBI's taxonomy places the organism in Eukaryota, Dinophyceae, Syndiniales, Amoebophryaceae.